Molecule: messenger RNA, 2163 nt
Organism: Sclerotinia sclerotiorum 1980 UF-70
Lineage: Eukaryota; Fungi; Ascomycota; Leotiomycetes; Helotiales; Sclerotiniaceae
Exons: 1
Coding region: 1-2163 (720 amino acids)
Biological process (GO): protein deubiquitination
Cellular component (GO): cytosol; nucleus
Molecular function (GO): cysteine-type deubiquitinase activity; cysteine-type endopeptidase activity
Source: RefSeq, a predicted model, not a curated record
AUGAAUCCUCAACACGGACGAAUACAUGAUCUCUUCGACAGAGACCACUUUACUGUAGACGAUUAUCAUCAAGACUACACCGAAGGAAUAUAUCAAAAAGAACCCAUUGGAGUAGGAGUCAUCUUAACUUUACUAGCUAUUUUUAUCGCAGUGGUCUAUCAAAUUCUCAUUAGCCUCGACUAUGACCUCUUGCCUCUCUCACAAUUAGCCUGGAAUGCAUUGGUAUACAUAACGCCUUCUUCACUGCUCGAUUUCGCUGAAAUUUACUCGAACCCUUUACCAAUACGAAACCCGAAUACAAUGGAAUAUCCACGAACACAUGCGCAGAAGAGUGAGUUGAUGCGCCGAUUAUUUGGUCUAGACACUCCGGGUGGCAUUAUAGAUUCCGUCGCGAGUGCCGGCAGAAGAAGACUCUCUUCUAUUCCACUCAUCGGCUUGGGAGUUGGGGGAGACGAUGAAACGCCUCCGGGGUUGGGAAAUUGGGAUAAUUCCUGCUACCAAAACAGCAUCUUACAGGGACUGGCAUCAUUAGACACACUGCCAGGUUUCCUCGAGAGUUUUCGAAUCAAUGAUGCGCUACGACAGGAUGGUUCGAAGCAUGAUAUUAAAAUGGCCAAUGCUUUGAAGGAAUUGAUUACUACUCUGAAGAACCAGUCGAAUAAUGGAAGGCGAAUUUGGACACCAGCAACACUGAAGAAUAUGAGCAGCUGGCAGCAACAAGAUGCGCAAGAAUACUUUUCCGGUCUCCUUGGUGCAAUAGACAAAGAGUAUGGCGCAACGGUAAAGUUGGGCGGAGUGUUGGGCUUGGAGCAGGCAAAUAUCUCGGAAGACGCAGGCAAAAAUCUAUCACACGCUCAGGCUUUAUCUCCGAACCCAUUGACUGGAUUGACUGCUACAAGAGUCGUGUGCACGAAAUGCGGCUACUCAGAAGGUUUGAAAGCAACGCCCUCCCUUUGCCAGCCUUUGAUUGUCGGAGAAGGUUGGGAAUAUGACCUUUCCCAGCUACUUCACGAAGGUACCAAACUAGAAUUUGUUCAUGGCGUAUAUUGUGAAAGAUGCACUUUGCGAAAGAGUGAGCAUCUACUUUCUACAUUGAUGGAGCGAUUAGGGUCUGAGCCAGAUGAUAGUCGACUUCGAUUGAACACAUCUGAACGAUUGAGAGCCGUCACUGAAGCAUUAGAGAACGACGACUUUUCGGAAAAGACUCUCAAAGAUAAGUGCAAGAUACCGACAGAAAACUGGGUCACAGUUACCAAAUCAAAACAAGAUAUAAUCGCUCGACCUCCAAAAUCUUUAGCACUCCAUCUCAAUCGAAGUACUUAUGGACCUGACGGGGAGUUAAGUAAGAAGACAGCCGCCAUUCGGUUUCCUAAAUAUCUCGAUCUUGGCCCAUAUUGCCUAGGUAGUGCUAGAGGGAAUAGUGAAGAUGACAGUGAGGAAUGGCUCCUAGCACCUUAUGCUUCCAUGGUUGCAGGGCUACAACAAAAAUCUCGGAUACAAGGACCAUUGUACGAAUUACGGGCAGUUAUUACACACUCUGGGAGACAUGAAAAUGGACAUUAUAUAUGCUACCGAAAACAUCCAAUUUCAGGUAUCAGGAUGGAUGAAGAUGGCAACAAAAAGGAUCAAUGGUGGCGAUUAAGUGAUGAUCAUGUAAUGAAAAUUAGUGAAGAGAACGUUCUGGCGCAAGGAGGAGUGUUCAUGCUCUUUUACGACCAGAUCGAGUCAGCUGUUCAUCUAUCACCCACACAACCGAUUAUUGAUACACCAACAGAAAAUGUGGUUACCGAAACAUCCACAUGCGGGUCCCGAAAUGGAGUCGCUUUUCCUUCAUCUCAUGAGACGCCCUCGAAUCUGGCACUUAAUACACCUCUUCCGGAAACUAACGACGUGGAUUUUGGUUUAUCAAAGUCUUUAUCGUCAUCUCAUUUAUCAGAAGUGGAUACACAGUUCGCGAAUCACGAAAAUCCUGAUGACCGAGAAACCGUUUCCGAACUUUCAGAUGGGGAAGAGGACACUGAGCAGAGAGAGGAAGAGGAAUAUAGCCCGACUAAAGCUAUAUUGAUCCCUCAACCAUAUUUGGGUGCGAGGAAAAAUAAUCCUGAGAGGGAUGGUGGUGAAGGAGUCAGAGAGAGCGGUAUGGGAGGUUUGGUUAUGGUGUAA